AGAUACGAAGGCGAAGGAGUGGAGAAAACCCUAAUCUCUCUUCCCUCAAUUUAGUGAAGCGGCGAAACCAGCCGCGACUGCAAAUUAGUCGUUUUUUGUUCAUCUCUCCGACGGCCAUAUCUCCUUCUCAAUUUUUACAAGCCGCUACUGUGUUUGCCGCCCUUCUUUCCAGUGCAAUUUAGUGAAAUGGCGAAUAGCAAAUACGAAUAUGUGAAGUCAUUUGAGGUGCAGGAUGUGAUCAUGCGGCCCUACACCAUCAUCAUCUAUGUUCAUGCCCGUGGUUUCUGCAGGUUUUCUGAAGUGCAUGAGUUUGAGAAACCAAAUGACGUGAAAGCAUUAGAGUUAAUGAACGAGUGUGCCAUUGCUGUUAUGGAGCAGUUUCCAGAUGUUAUAUUCUCGUAUGGUUGCGCUGGUGAGCACAGUUUCAUAUUCCAAAAGAAAACCAAGUUCUACAAGCGGCGCAGCAGCAAGAUAAGCUCUGUUAUUGUGUCUUUAUUUACAUCCGCUUAUGUUUCCAAGUGGAGGGCUCUUUUUCCUCAGAAAGAGUUGAAAUAUGUCCCUUCAUUUCGGGCUCAAGUUAUUUGCUGUGAUGAUCUUCAAGCAUAUAUUUUAUGGCGACAAGAUGAAUGUCACACAAAUAAUGUGUAUGAUACUUGUCUUUGGCAACUGAUUAAAAGUGGAAAGAGUAAAAGAGAAGCACAAGCCACUUUGAGGGGAUCUCUUAAACAAGACAAAAAUGAAUUUCUUUACCAGUGUUUUAACAUUAAUUACAAGCAAGAUAUCCCGGAGAUGUUUUGCCAUGGUACAUGCAUUCUCAAGACAAAGGUGGAGUAUAUUGAUGACUCCCAUGUCAAAAGAUGUGGGAGGAAAUUUUUAACAGUUAACUCGGCAAAUAUUGCAUCAAAAAGAUUUUGGAGUGAAAAUGGGUGUUUAUCGAAAGGUGAGCUGGCACAAUUUCGUGAAGAGUUGAACAAAACUACACCUGAGGACAUCAAAUCUUUCCUACACGAGAGCAGAUUGAUGUUGUGCACCUGGAUUGUUGUUCGCAUUGAUGGUUGUCAUUUCCACAGGUAACUAGUUACUUCAAUUG
Messenger RNA from Salvia splendens (bonfire salvia), 1090 nucleotides. Its product is annotated as tRNA(His) guanylyltransferase 1. Bases 187 to 1074 code for a protein of 295 amino acids. Gene Ontology annotation, molecular function: magnesium ion binding; tRNA guanylyltransferase activity. Gene Ontology annotation, biological process: tRNA modification. Lineage: Eukaryota; Viridiplantae; Streptophyta; Magnoliopsida; Lamiales; Lamiaceae. The transcript has 8 exons. The record is from RefSeq and is a predicted model, not a curated record.